AUGACCGUCCCAGAUGAAGUUGAUAUCAUCGUGUGUGGUGGUGGCAGUUGUGGAUGUGUUGUUGCUGGCCGAUUGGCCAAUCUCGACCACAAUCUCCAGGUCCUCUUGAUUGAGGGCGGAGAGAGCAACCUGAACAAUCCAUGGGUUUUCCGACCUGGAAUUUACCCGAGGAAUAUGAAGUUGGACUCUAAGACAGCUUCAUUCUACUAUUCGCGUCCUUCAGAAUGGCUCGGUGGCCGAAAGGCCGUCGUUCCUUGCGCUCACAUUCUUGGUGGUGGAUCGUCGAUCAACUUCAUGAUGUAUACUCGCGCUAGUGCCUCUGACUACGAUGACUUCCAAGCCAAGGGGUGGACAACAAAAGAGCUUAUCCCACUCAUGAAGAAGCAUGAGACAUAUCAACGAGCAUCCAACAACAGGGACAUUCAUGGAUUCGAAGGUCCUAUCAAGGUCUCUUUCGGAAACUAUACCUACCCCAUCAUGCAAGAUUUCCUCCGAGCAUCCGAGUCUCAAGGUAUUCCAACAACGGAUGAUCUUCAAGAUCUUGUUACUGGGCAUGGUGCUGAGCACUGGCUCAAGUGGAUUAACCGAGAUACCGGCCGCCGAAGCGACUCUGCCCACGCUUACAUCCACUCAACGAGAUCAGUUUAUCAGAACCUUCAUCUCCAAUGUAACACCAAAGUCGACAAAGUCAUUAUAGAGAAUGGCGUCGCAGUAGGAGUCAGAACAGUACCAACAAAGCCUCUUCACCCGAGCCAACAAUCCCGCACUUUCCGUGCUCGCAAGCAAAUCAUUGUUUCCGGUGGCACGCUCUCAUCGCCAUUGAUCCUUCAACGCUCUGGUAUCGGUGACCCAAAGAAGUUGCAACGCGCUGGCGUCAAGCCUAUCGUCAACCUGCCUGGUGUAGGAUUGAACUUCCAAGAUCAUUACUUGACGUUCUCUGUGUAUCGCGCCAAGCCUGACACUGAGAGUUUCGAUGACUUCGUCCGAGGUGUCCCAGAAGUCCAGAAAGCUGUCUUUGACGAAUGGAAUCUCAAGGGUACCGGCCCACUUGCUACUAACGGCAUUGAAGCUGGUGUCAAGGUUCGCCCCACCGAGGAAGAAUUGGCUGAGAUGGAGAAGUGGCCCACGCCACACUUCAAAUCUGGAUGGGACAGCUACUUCAAGGACAAGCCCGAUAAGCCAGUCAUGCAUUACUCCGUCAUCGCUGGAUGGUUCGGUGACCACAUGUUAAUGCCAGCUGGAAAGUUCUUCACCAUGUUCCAUUUCCUGGAGUACCCAUUCUCUCGUGGUGAGACACAUAUCGUCUCUCCUGACCCAUAUGAAGCUCCAGACUUCGAUGCUGGCUUCAUGAACGACGAGCGGGACAUGGCUCCCAUGGUCUGGGGAUACAUCAAAUCACGUGAGACUGCUCGCCGCAUGGAGGCAUAUGCAGGCGAAGUCCAAGCCAUGCACCCAUUCUACGCUUUCGACUCUCCCGCUCGCGCAAAGGACAUGGACUUGGCUACCACCAAGGCCUACGCUCUUCCGGGCAACUUGACAGCAGGUAUCCAGCACGGCUCUUGGUCCAUGCCCGUCGAAAGUGGCAAGCCUCCUAAGCCCAGCAUGCUGAAUAGCAAUUGCCAGCAUAUUUAUGAGGACUUGAAGUACAGCAACGAGGACAUCAAGCAUGUUGAGGAAUGGGUCAAGAGACACGUUGAAACUACUUGGCACAGUUUGGGCACCUGCUCCAUGGCACCAAAGGAAGGUAACAGCAUCGUCAAGCACGGUGUCUUAGAUGAGCGCCUCAACGUCCACGGCGUCAAGAACCUCAAGGUUGCUGAUCUCUCCAUCUGCCCCGACAACGUUGGCUGUAACACUUAUUCCACCGCUCUCCUGAUCGGUGAGAAGUGCGCCGUCUUGACAGCUGAGGAUCUCGGCUACAGCGGCAAGGCCCUUGAGAUGAAGGUGCCAAACUACCAUGCUCCAGGCGAGCUUUCUGGCAUUGCCAGCGCUAGACUUUAAGUCGGUGGCAUGUUUCGGACGGUGGAGGAUCGAAGAAGGCCAAAUUGUGACCUGAUGAAUGAGGAUAGGUUUCUGUUCAUAGGAUCUGUUUUUGGUAAAGCAAGCUGAACAUACGCUCCU
Molecule: messenger RNA, 2121 nt
Organism: Mollisia scopiformis
Lineage: Eukaryota; Fungi; Ascomycota; Leotiomycetes; Helotiales; Mollisiaceae
Product: alcohol oxidase
Exons: 12
Coding region: 1-2001 (666 amino acids)
Molecular function (GO): flavin adenine dinucleotide binding; oxidoreductase activity, acting on CH-OH group of donors
Source: RefSeq, a predicted model, not a curated record